Molecule: messenger RNA, 498 nt
Organism: Histoplasma capsulatum G186AR
Lineage: Eukaryota; Fungi; Ascomycota; Eurotiomycetes; Onygenales; Ajellomycetaceae
Exons: 2
Coding region: 1-498 (165 amino acids)
Source: RefSeq, a predicted model, not a curated record
AUGCAAAACAAACUUUCGAAGCUUAGUAGGCAAGGGAGGAUUGUCAACCAUCAAAAAACCCUGCCUGAGCCCGAAUAUUCCCAGUUUGGGCCAGGGAAAUACCUAAAAAUUCUGCAGAAAAUAGAGCUUCCUAUCCCGACGGGACAGGCUGCCGGCUCCUCGUCCAAUAUGAAUGAUACUCCCGCUUCUAAGACUCUCCCGGCAUUUGCUGGGCAGGGACGGCGCACCAGCAUGAGACAGCCUCUUGGCCAAUAUGAAUUCCCAGGCAGCCUAGGUUAUCAAUUAUUUGACAGAUUGGAGGCUGAAAAGCCAAGGCAUCUUCUCCACCAAGUAUUCGAUACGAAUAUUAAGUGGCGGCGUUAUGAUUCCUCUCUGGGCGACCAGCCCACAAAUCAGUUGCAAGAGACCCCCACUAAGCCCCCGUACUGGUCACUGUCGCUGCAGUGCUGCACUUCAUCGGCGCCAUGCAACUUUUGCCCAAAGGUGGAGCGAACGUGA